Molecule: messenger RNA, 975 nt
Organism: Colletotrichum paranaense
Lineage: Eukaryota; Fungi; Ascomycota; Sordariomycetes; Glomerellales; Glomerellaceae
Exons: 3
Coding region: 1-975 (324 amino acids)
Biological process (GO): mitochondrial phosphate ion transmembrane transport
Cellular component (GO): mitochondrial inner membrane
Molecular function (GO): phosphate transmembrane transporter activity
Source: RefSeq, a predicted model, not a curated record
AUGGCCUCUUCCGUUCCCUCUACCGGCUCGGCCAAGGUCGACGCCGUCGUCGAGAAGGCCGCUGCCGCGGCCCCUGGCCAGCUCUCCGGCCUCGCCCUCUACUCCAGAUUCGCCCUUGCCGGUGCCGUCUGCUGCUCCGUCACCCACGGUGCUCUUACUCCCGUCGAUGUCGUCAAGACCAGAAUCCAGCUUGACCCCGCCACCUACAACCGCGGUAUGAUCGGCGGCUUCAAGCAGGUCAUCCAGAACGAGGGUGCCGGCGCUCUUCUCACUGGCUUCGGUCCUACCGCUGCCGGUUACUUCCUCCAGGGCUCACUGAAGUUCGGUGGAUACGAGUUCUUCAAGCAGCAGUCCAUCAACUUGAUCGGCUACGAGAACGCCGUCAACAACCGCACUGCUGUCUACCUCGCCUCCUCCGCUGCCGCCGAGUUCUUCGCCGACAUUGCCCUGUGCCCCCUUGAGGCCACCCGUAUCCGUCUCGUCUCCGAGCCCACCUACGCCAACGGUCUCAUCGGUGGCUUCAGCAAGAUGCUCAAGAACGAGGGUAUCGGUGCCUUCUACGCCGGUUUCGGACCCAUUCUGUUCAAGCAGAUCCCCUACACCAUGUCCAAGUUCGUCGUCUUCGAGAAGGUCUCCGAGGCCAUCUUCCGCCAGUACCCCAAGAACACCCUCUCCGACAGCGCCCAGACCGCCGUCAACCUGGGCUCCGGUCUCAUGGCCGGUUUCGCCGCCGCCAUCGUCUCCCAGCCCGCCGACACCAUGCUCUCUAAGAUCAACAAGACCAAGGGUCUCCCCGGUGAAGGCACCACCUCCCGCCUCAUCAAGAUCGCCAAGGAGCUCGGCAUCCGCGGCUCCUACACCGGUAUCGGGGCCCGUCUUUUCAUGGUCGGUACCCUUACUGCCGGUCAGUUCGCCAUCUACGGCGACCUCAAGAAGGCUCUCGGUGCCACCGGCGGUGUUGAGAUUUCCAAAUAA